AAAUCGCCUUCCGGCGGCUCGCGGCGCAGUGCGCUCUGGACCUCGGCGGCGCGGUGCUCUGCGGCUCCGCGCGCCCCGGCGUCGUGGACACGGAGGGCCUGCGGGCCCACGCCGACGACGCGGCGAAGCUCGGCCUGCCCCACGCGGCCUGGUUCGCGGAGACGCUCGCGCGGGGCGCGGCCGCGCCGCCCGCGUUCCUCGCGGCGCUGCUCCUCGACUGCCCCGCGGCGGACUUCGGCGCGCGCGAGCACUCCAUCCGCGACGCGACGCCCUGGUGGGGCGUCGCCGUGAAGCGCACGCGGGCGACGGGCGACGUGCGGCUCUGCUGCCUCGACGCCGUCGUCGUCGACGCGACGGCAACGCGCGACGCGGCGUGGGUCGCGGCGCGCGGCGGCGCCUUCGGGUCGACGGCGCCGCGCCUGUCCCGGGCGACGAUGGACGCGCUCCUCGCCGACGUCGCGCCGGACUGCGCGCGGCUGCCCGGCGGGCUGGGCUUCAACGCGGCGCUCGUCGCGGCGCGCCGCGGCGCGGCCGUCGGCUUCCUCGGGUUCGCGUGCGGCGGCGACGGCGGCGGCGACGUCGUCGUCGGCGCCGCCGAGGCCGCGGGCCUCCGCGCGCGCUGCCUCGUCGAUGCGCAUUCGCGGACGACGACGGUCUGCCCCGUCGUCGACGCCGCGUCCGGCGAGCGGGCCAUCUUCUGGACCGCGGACGGCUGCGCGCCGUCGCCCGACUUCGCGGCGGCGCAGCUGCCGGAGCUCUUCCGGGGCGACGACGCCUGGCUGUCGACCUGCCGCGUGCUCUACGUGCCCGGCUGGUUCCUCUACGUGCCGGGCGCGGCGGACCGCGUCGUCGCGCUGGCGAAGCAGCGGCCCGACCUCGAGGUCGCGGUGAAUCUCGCCGGCGCGGACCUCGUCGCCAACGCGAGCGCGGCGCUCCUCGACGUGCUGCGCGUCGCGGCCUUCGUCUUCGGCAACGAGUCGGAGUACGCGGCCCUGGCUCCGCUGCUCGACAAGCCCGGCGCGGUCGUGGCCGCCCGGGCGCUCGGCACCUGGGCGGACGCGACGCGCACGGUGCUGGCGACCUUCGGGCCGGACCCGACGGUGCUGGCGGCGGGCGACGACGUCGCGACGUUCCCCGCGCCGCCCGUGGAAACCGUCGUCGACACGACGGGCGCGGGCGACGCGUUCGCGGGCGCGUACCUCGCGGCCCACGUCGACGGCGCGCCGCCGGCGGAGUGCGUCCGCUGCGGCCACAAGGCCGCGGCGAACGUCACGCGCAUGCGCCGGAGCUCGUCGGCGAACGGCACGAAUUUCGAGAUCGUGCGCGAGAUCAAGUGGCACCAGUACAUUCCCAUCGUGAACGUCAUCUACGAUGUUUUCUUCGACGUGCCUCCCACCGUGGACCAGCUCCGCGAGCUCAUCAACAUGCUGCUGAUGUUCGACACGCUGCUGCUGAGCUGCGUCGUCGGGCUGCCCUUCAACUACGGCUACGCGGACUUCGCGGAAUUGAUCGAGCGCUUCACGCCGCGGGACUCCUACGGCGAAGUCGGCGGCGUCUCCGAGGCCGGCUACGCGAAGCUGUGGGACCGCGCGAGCUACCGCGGGCAGACGUCCUGGCAUUUCGUGGAACGCUUCGGCCAGUACUACGUUCUCUCGCUCGCGGCGCUGUCGUCCGCGGGCAUGAUUAUGGUCGUACAAUACCUCAGCAUCAGCUUCACGUCGUUCCACGACGCCGAGGGCAAGCACUCGCCGAGGCAGCUCGAGGCCUACUGGCGCUGGGCCGUCGUCCCCUGCUUCCUCGCGACGCUCCUGUCGAUUUUGGGCGCCGUGUUCACGCAGCAGACGACGUACUUCCUGUUCGUCGCCGUCUUCCCGAAUCGCUACGUGGCGGCGCACGGCCAGUGGGGCGACGGCGUCUGGACGCACAACCCCUGGGCCUGGGCGCUCCUCAUGAUCUCCUACGUCUCGCUCGGGCUCGCGCUGGGCUCCUACGUGCUCAUCGGCAUGGCGACGCUCAUGAAGCUCCGCGCGCAGCGGGCGGACCACCUCGGGCCCUGGGACUCGCAGCGCCUGAGCUCGGCGAAGCCCGCCGUCUUCGCCGAGGGCGGCGACGACGACGCCGCGCUCGCGGCCGCGGACCUCGCGGUCGACGACCUGGCCGCGCUCGACGACGCGCUCCUCGCCAACGCGCUCCUCAAGGACGCGGGGCUCGACACCGCGGCGCGGCUCCGCGUGUUGCUCCGCGUCAAGGGCGGAAGCGAUGCGGCGGCGGAGGACCAGGUGCGGGUCGAGUGA
This is a messenger RNA of Aureococcus anophagefferens, 2294 nucleotides long. RefSeq lists its product as hypothetical. Gene Ontology annotation, biological process: purine ribonucleoside salvage. The record is from RefSeq and is a predicted model, not a curated record. Gene Ontology annotation, molecular function: adenosine kinase activity. NCBI's taxonomy places the organism in Eukaryota, Pelagophyceae, Pelagomonadales, Pelagomonadaceae. The transcript is spliced from 4 exons. The annotation marks the transcript as partial. Gene Ontology annotation, cellular component: cytosol; nucleus.